Molecule: messenger RNA, 876 nt
Organism: Dicrocoelium dendriticum
Lineage: Eukaryota; Metazoa; Platyhelminthes; Trematoda; Plagiorchiida; Dicrocoeliidae
Source: the annotation of a GenBank genome assembly
AUGAGUGCAUCGUCCCGCCUCUGCGGUGUCCCCGCGCCCUAUGCCCCCGCCCCCCCCUGUCCCCCCCCAACCCCGUUCAUCCUUACUUUCCUCAAAUUUCACACUCCUCGUACUGUGCCCCCUUGCCCCUUACACUCCCCCCCGCCCCCGGCGUCCCCUCCCCCCUCCCUUAGCACCCCUCGCCGGAUCCCGCCAGCACCCUUCCUCGCCCCGCCCGUAUACUACCCUGCCACCGCCCUUCGCCCCCCUAACCGUGCCAGGGCCCCCCGCCACCCAGCCGACACGGGGGACCACAACUCUCCCAACUACCCUACCGGCACACGAGCACACCUACCGCACCACCCGCCAGCAAGUAACCACGACGUCCCCCCCUCCCCCGGUGAGCGCGUCGCGAACACACCCCAUGGCGGUGCCGACCCUGUCGGUUUCGAACCUCAACGAUGCGCUACCAACCCCCUUUUGCCAUGCCCCUAUAGCCGCGCCGUUCAGCGGGCUGGGCCCCCCACCCACCGACCGAUACACCGGACUCCGUCCCCACCCCACACCCGCUUCAUGCCUCGUCGGCCCACAGCCCGAGGGUCCUGCCUCUGGUCUCCAGCCCUCGUCUCCACGCGGUUUGCCACUUUGGAUGUCUCCAGGACCCCCCUCAUUACUAUCACCGUACCGCCUCCCUGGCAGGAGGGCGCAACCCUCCCCGUCCCAAUUCACUCCGAUAUACCAACACCCAUUUGCCCCCCUCCAAAAGACAUCAACCUCGUCCUCUCCCACGCGGACCCCCCCACCCACGCCUGUCCGCCCCACGUCGCGGACCUCCCCCCGCCUGCAAUCCCCGUAAUACAGGGUUCGGGCGCGCGCUCGUCUCUCCGCCGCAUCUAA